GAUAAUUCCGUUCAAUUCCUCGGCAGAGCCAUUGAGUUUGGUUAUAUCAACCAUCGAGUCCCAAUAGAAUCGUUACUAGCAUGCCACGAUAGCUCUGCUACAUUCAAUACCAAGCAUGAAGCUCUCCAGCAUCCUGGCCAUGGGCCUGAUCACCGCCACUCAGGCUGUUCCCACGAAUCGGAACCAGCCCAAGAAGCAGCCGAACUUUAUCUACAUCAUGACAGAUGAUCAGGACCUGACGAUGAAUUCGCCAGCUUAUAUGCCGCAUGUCCAGGCCAGCAUCAAGGACAAGGGAACGAAUUUUGCGAAUCAUUUUGUCACCACGGCACUCUGCUGUCCGUCGCGGGUUAGUUUGUUAACGGGGAAGCAAGCGCAUAAUACGAAUGUGACGAAUGUUUCACCGCCAUGGGGUGGAUAUCCCAAGUUCAUUGAACGAGGGUUUAACGAGGACUUCCUCCCCGUUUGGCUGCAGAAUGCUGGGUAUAAUACCUAUUACACGGGGAAACUCAUGAACGCGCAUAGCGUCGACAAUUACAACACUCCCCAUGUGAAAGGAUUCAACGGUUCCGAUUUCCUGCUCGAUCCAUACACCUAUUCCUACUACAACUCCACCUACCAGCGCAACCAUGACCCUCCUGUCAGCUACGAGGGACAUUACACCACCGUCGUGACCGCAGAGAAGACACUGGGAUUCUUGGAAGAUGCGUUGGCAAGUGAUAGGCCGUUUUUUCUGGCUACUUGUCCGAUUGCACCGCAUGCGAAUAUUGAGCCGGGUGCGCUGGCAGCUGACGGGGAUACGUUGAUGACUGCUGCCAUUCCGGAGCCGAAAUAUGGGGGUCUGUUUCAGGAUGCUAAGAUCCCUCGUACGGAGAAUUUCAAUCCGAAAGAUCCAACCGGAGCAAACUGGAUCAAAACCCUUCCCCUCCAAAACCAAACCAUAAUCGACUACGAAGACCACUAUUACCGCCAACGACUCCGCUCUCUCCAAGGUGUAGACGAUCUCGUCAACUCAUUGAUCCAACGUAUAGAAAGCAGCGGCCAGCUAGAAAACACGUAUAUCAUCUUCACAUCCGACAACGGAUACCAUAUUGGUCAACACAGACUGGCACCGGGCAAGUCCACUGGUUUUGAGGAGGAUAUCCGGGUUCCUUUUUUUAUUCGCGGACCGGGUGUUCCUGAAGGUCGUGUUGAUAACACGGUCACAACGCAUAUUGAUCUGGCGCCUACGUUUUUUGAGCUAGCUGGGAUUCCGCUGAAGGGGGAUUUUGAUGGAACGCCGAUGCGUGUUGCUGAGGAGUCGAGGGGGAUAGUGCAUGAGCAUGUUACGGUGGAGUACUGGGGGAGUGUGCCUGUAGAGGGAGAGUUUGCCAGUGUUGCAUCACCACCAGGCACGAAACGAAACACAUACAAAUCCAUCCGCAUCCUAGGUGAGGGAUACAACCUCUACUACUCCGUCUGGUGCAGCAACGAGCACGAGCUUUAUGACCUAACGAACGACCCCUACGAAAUCCAAAACCUCUACCCCGGCCAAUCCGCAAACACAACCUCAACAGAUCCACACCUCUUCAACCGAGAUCUAUCCACCCUAAUCCCCCGCCUAGACGCCCUCCUCAUGGUCCUGAAAUCUUGUAAGGGGAAUACAUGCAUUAAGCCGUGGGAUGUCCUACAUCCGGAUGAGUCUGUUCAGAGUCUGAGUGAUGCAAUGGAUGAACAGUAUGAUCGGUUUUAUGAGGAGCAGCCGAAGGUGAGUUAUAGUAAGUGUGAACAAGGGUAUAUUAUUGGGUCGGAGGGGGCGCAGGGUGUUUUGAAUUGGGAGGCGUGGAUGUGAUACUGAUAUGGGGUGUAUAUGACGGUUGCUGUAGAUAGUUAUGAUCAGUGAUGCCGUAUGUCAGGUACAAAUCGACGCCGAUCAAGCGAUGAUCUGAUCCGAUCCGGAGCAAUCAUCAACAUCAGAUCGAUCCUCGAUGAUCGGUGGCAAGUAGUGUGUACUAGCAGUACUUGUAUAAUCUCCGAUAUAGGAUCCUCAAUAUCCCGAUCCCAUACAUCGCACACAUCACAACUCCAGAACCAGC
Aspergillus glaucus CBS 516.65 is the source of this 2072-nucleotide messenger RNA. RefSeq names its product sulfatase family protein. Lineage: Eukaryota; Fungi; Ascomycota; Eurotiomycetes; Eurotiales; Aspergillaceae. The record is from RefSeq and is a predicted model, not a curated record. Gene Ontology annotation, molecular function: N-acetylglucosamine-6-sulfatase activity; arylsulfatase activity; glycosaminoglycan binding. The coding region runs from base 116 to 1828 and encodes 570 amino acids. Gene Ontology annotation, biological process: phenol-containing compound metabolic process. The transcript is spliced from 5 exons.